Plenodomus lingam JN3 is the source of this 1827-nucleotide messenger RNA. RefSeq lists its product as uncharacterized. NCBI's taxonomy places the organism in Eukaryota, Fungi, Ascomycota, Dothideomycetes, Pleosporales, Leptosphaeriaceae. The record is from RefSeq and is a predicted model, not a curated record.
AUGAGAGGUUCUAUGCAGUAUGAACGUAUUAAUGGCAAAGCGGGUCCCAACAUUUCGGAUGACGCGGAUGAAGAGGCCCAGUGCAUGCUAAGAGAAGAGCUGGAUUUCGAAGAGUCACUACCAAGGAGUACUUCAUCAAACAAACGACGAGGAAUCUUUGGGCUUUUACAAGGGCGGGAUCCAGCUCGUCCAUUCAGCAUCCGUCCGGUCUUUCCGAAGCUGCAGGAAGCUCCAUCCAGAUACCUCGAUUCUUUAGCGGUCAGCAAAAAAGUCUUACUUGCAGUAGUCCUCUUCGCCUGGUUUGUCCUGUUCGCCUGGUUUCUGAGCUCGAAGCUUCCAGUACAAGACGGUAUCGGUAACCCUGUAAUUAACCUGGAUUGCCUCGAUACACUCUGGCGGCGAAAGAAUGAGUGCGGUGUCGAUGGAGUAGAUUGCCACCCCUUCAGCAAUCACACCUUUGCCUUCCGCUGUCCAGCUAAAUGUGGCGAUGAAAUGCUGUUAAAUCCACAUGUGGUUGGACCACAAGAGUAUAACUAUCGCCCACUCGUCGUUGGAACAGACACGUAUCGCGGAGACAGCGUUGUGUGCGCUUCUGCGAUCCAUGCUGGCGUUAUCAAAGAUGGUGUAGGAGGCUGUGGGCGUAUCAUGUUGACCGGGGACUAUUCACUCUUCGCAAGUUCCAAAAGUCAUGGUAUUGAGUCGAUAUCUUUCGACUCCUAUUUCCCACUUUCAUUCACUGUUACCUCAGAUGAGAAUUUCCACUGCAGUCCAGACCCACGUUCUGCACUUCUCCCCAUCUCCCUCUUCUUCACGGCUUUGCUUGCAGUCUUUUCAAGUUCACCGAAAAUCCUCUUCCCAAUCUUCGUCAUCAUAUUCGCACACGUCAGUUUUGUAUCUGACCCGCCGACGGCAUCGUACCGGAACACCACCGUCCUCCCGGACCACAUUUCCAUGUUCGCAAAGCGCCUCCUUCCAGCAAUGUUCGUCACAGUAGUGAUGUACACAGUCACCAUCAAACGUACACUUACGGGGAUAACUGCACACUUCGAGAAGGCAAUCUUAUGGCUAGGAGGUUUCUGGAUCGGCGCACUUGAAAACUACACCUUCGAAUGGAUACCCAUCUCGCGCCUCACCGCACACGACCUGGAGCAACAGCCUGGUGCAAAACUCGCCCUUGGAAUCAUCAUCGUCAUCCUCUUCGCCAUCGUUCUGGGUCAGAUAUACUGUUUUUGGAUCGAAGCGCGUUUAGCACGCCACCUUGCCCUGUACGGCCUUUUCAUCCUCGCAAUUCUAAUCUGCUUGAUGAUCCCCGGGCUCAACCUACGCAUUCAUCACUACAUUCUAGCCCUGCUUUUUCUCCCAGGGACGAGCCUGCAGACGCGUCCGUCGUUGCUAUACCAGGGCAUAUUACUCGGCCUCUUCAUCAACGGUGUUGCGCGCUGGGAUUUUGCUUCCGUCCUGGAAACCUCGGAGGCACUGCGAAAUGAUGGGCGGUUCAAUUCUGUGGUUCCACAUAUGUUGGACCCGGUUAUUACAGCCGUUUCGGGAGAAACUACGGCGUCGUUCAUGUGGGAGGAGCAGCCUGCUGGUGUCGAUGGGAUCAGCAUGCUUGUGAACGAUGUUGAACGCAGUCGUAUUUUCUUCAAUGAGCAUAGAGAAGGUGUAGGUGAUCGGUUUGAGUGGAAGAGACCGGCGGAUAUGGACUUGAAUGAGUACUUCAGAUUCGCCUAUAUGCAAAGUGGGACGACGCUGGACUACUCGAUUCCUGGGACGCUGUUUAGGAAUGGGACGUAUGUGGCUGGGGAUCUGAGUUCGGCUGAUGAAUGA